CUGCUUUGUCUCUUCCUGCCCGUGGGCUUGGCCGGGGCGUGGAGCCACGAGGGCACUCCUUCCAUCCCGGCCCUUGGUCACCAGCACCUCCCGACUUUCCUUCCACUGAGGACACAGCCAGCAGCUCCUGCCAUGGACAGGUGGUACCUGGGCGGCAGCCCCAAGGGGGACGUGGACCCAUUUUACUACGACUAUGAGACAGUCCGCAAUGGGGGCCUGAUCUUCGCAGCCCUGGCCUUCAUCGUGGGGCUCAUCAUCAUCCUCAGCAAACGACUCCGCUGCGGGGGCAAGAAGCACCGGCCUGUUAAUGAAGACGAGCUGUAAUGAGAGAGUCGGCUGUGCCCCCGUUGCAGUGGGGCUGCGUGGGAAGCCUUCCCUGGGCCGAGGACCUUGGCCUCCAGCACUGCCAGGCCCUCGGGCUGAAGGAUGCUCCAGGCUCCCGGGACCCCUGGGUGGGCACCACCUCCUCACACCCCGUGCAGACAAUAAAGCCAGCCUCCUUCUGUCCUGUAACUGCCACCA
Messenger RNA from Phacochoerus africanus (Common warthog), 522 nucleotides. It is a transcript of the gene FXYD2, whose product is annotated as FXYD domain containing ion transport regulator 2. Gene Ontology annotation, molecular function: sodium channel regulator activity. Lineage: Eukaryota; Metazoa; Chordata; Mammalia; Artiodactyla; Suidae. The record is from RefSeq and is a predicted model, not a curated record. The transcript has 6 exons. Gene Ontology annotation, biological process: monoatomic ion transport; regulation of sodium ion transmembrane transporter activity. The coding region runs from base 133 to 324 and encodes 63 amino acids. Gene Ontology annotation, cellular component: membrane.